Molecule: messenger RNA, 3106 nt
Organism: Phyllostomus hastatus (greater spear-nosed bat)
Lineage: Eukaryota; Metazoa; Chordata; Mammalia; Chiroptera; Phyllostomidae
Product: butyrophilin subfamily 3 member A2-like
Exons: 9
Coding region: 198-1862 (554 amino acids)
Biological process (GO): regulation of cytokine production; T cell receptor signaling pathway
Cellular component (GO): external side of plasma membrane
Molecular function (GO): signaling receptor binding
Source: RefSeq, a predicted model, not a curated record
GGUGCUGCGGUGGACGCGGGGUGCAGGUGCCCCGACCGAGGGUUUUCUCGUCCUUCACGAGCACUCGUGGGGUUGGUGUGUCUGGACUGGGUCCCGCGUCUGCUGGAAACUCUGUCGGCCUGUGACUUCACUGACACGUUUCCUGUUUCUCCCGAAGUCCGAGCGCAGACAGCGGUGGUUUUCUCGGGAGCUGUUUCAUGUUCCCCCGGUUUGUCUGGGCAUCAUCAUCAUCAUCAUCAUUGCCAACGUCAAGACGCCAAAAGUCUCGGAGGAUUCCAGCCCGUGUGCCGCGGGCUCCCCAGCGGGGCGCGCUCCGAGUUGGAGCCCCAGGAGGAGAGGGAGUGACAGCCCGGGCUGGGGCCGCGCCCGGGGCGGGGCCUCUGCGGGGGUUUCCCCGGUUCUCCCCGCUGCGGCCCCUCCCCCACCCGGAGCCGCCCCGAAGGGAACGGCCCGGCAGCCCUCACGGUGCUUCUCUGCUGAGCCAGUCUCCUGGGCUCAGAGCCGAUCGGCCCCUCGGCCGUCUGAACGGGUUCUUCAUCAGCAGAGACGGGGACCUGGACCGUGUCACCGAGUGCAGCCCCUGCGAACCGGCUCCUUCACACCGCUCAUCGCAACCGGGAGACCGCGUGCCUGCCGGGUGCCGAGUGCCAGGAGGGUGGUCCCUGCUGCCCUCUCUGUGUGCACAGCAGGUCAGGAUGGGGAGGUGCCUGGUGCCCCGUCUGCCUGCCCUCCCUGUGUGCCUCGCCGUGGUCCAGCUGCUCAGCCCCUGCUCAGCUGUGUUUGCUGUGGUCGGACCCCCCGAGCCCAUCCUGGCCAUGGUGGGUGAAGACGCAGACCUGCCCUGUCACCUGUCCCCGGAGAUGAGCGCUGAGAACAUGGACUUGACGUGGGUGCGACCCAGCCCCAGGCAGGUAGUGCACGUGUACGUGCAUGGGCAGGAGGAAACGCCGGCAGAGGAGUAUCGAGGGAGAACUUCGAUUUUACGAGAGGACGUCACUGCGGGGAAGGCCGCUCUCCGGAUUCACAACGUCAGAGCCUCAGACAACGGCACCUACCUGUGUUAUUUCCAAGAUGGAGACUUCUUCGAAAAUGCCCAGGUGGAGCUGCAGGUGGCAGCGCUGGGCUCUGAUCCCCACAUUGACAUGAAGGGCUACGAGGCUGGAGGGAUCCGUGUGAACUGCACGUCUGCCGGCUGGUACCCGCAGCCCCAGAUCCAGUGGAGAGACGCCAGGGGACAGAGCUUGUCCUCGGAGGCAGCAUCUGCGGCUGCAGAACCCCAGGGCCUUUAUGCAGCCUCAGCCUCUGUGAUCCUGGAAGCCGGCUCUGGGGAGGGGGUGGCCUGUGUCAUCAGAAACCCCCUGCUGGGCCAGGAGAGGUCAGCCAGGCUGUCCAUCUCAGGUCCCUUCUUCAGGAACAUACAGCCUUGGGUGGUGGUGCUCGCGGUGAUGGUGCUGGUUCUUGGGGAGCUCCUGGUGGGGGGGGCAUGCUUGUUGUGCCAACGGCGGAAGAGGAUCCAGGCCCUGUCCCAGGAGAGGGAGAGAGAGGAAGCUGAGAGAGGAGCAGCGUGGGCAGAGCUGCAGCAGGAGCAGAAGGGAAGCGCCCAAGAGACACUUCAGGACGUGCUCAGGCGGAGAAAGCCCAGGUACCGAGCACCUUUGGACUGGGUCCUGAAUCAAGACCUGUGUGAUGGGCAUCUCAGGAGCCGGACCAAGUCACGUCGUCUGGUACUCUCCUGUCCCCCUGCCUGGUCCCUUCUGCGAGGGCAGCCUGGGCGCCCAGGGCCUCCUGUGGACCCUGGACCUGGUUGCCAGCUGGGACCCUCACAGCGCACAGCACACGCCACGCCUGCCUUCCAGGAUUGAGGCCGAGGCUCCCUCCGUGAUUCACUUUUUUGAGCCACGAACAGGAUGUACUUCAAAUUCGGGCAGGGGGUUCCCAAAUCUAGCUGGAGGAUGUUCAUGAGGUCCACGGGACUGGAGGAGAACGACAUUGUCAUCUGUGAGCACGAGGCCCCGGGGACCCUGGCGGAGCAGCCCCACAGGACGCUGCCGCGCUGGCGGAGCGAGCUGUGUGGCUACUGAGAAGCACAGGGGCCCAGACAUAGAAUACGUGGGCCCGUUUGUCAGACGCCUUGUUAAGUGGAGGAAUCCAGUGCCUGCUUGUUACCCGCACUACAAUGACAAGAAAGGGCUUUUAAACAACCCCCCGUGGACACGGAGGUAAGGGGAGAGGGUGCGGGACCGCAGAAGAUGGAGAGUGAGCGACAGUGUGCUCACUGCCGUGUAGUUCCAAUGAGCCUGCAUGUCCGCUGGCCCCGGGGGCGCUGCAAGGAGGCGCCGCCUGCGACAAAGCCCCGAGAUGCCCGGGAAGGAGGGACACGAUCUGACUCUGCAACAGGGGUCCGGGCGGUCCGGAGAGCCCAGGUCUGUGCUGUUCCUGGGACAAGGAAUUUAAUCCGGGCUCACUCUCCUCCCCCGCCCCCCUACCCCAGAACACGAGGGGCCGCUCUCUGAGGGGUCCACUCAGGAAGGCUCUGCACUCGGGGCCCCCGGGCACCGGUGGACUGUGUGAGAUUUGGUGUCAUUAGUUUGUUUCCUGAAGUGUCGUCUCCAGGCCCACACAGCUGACCCCCAGACUGUGCGGGCAGCAGAAGGAACAGAGCACAAAGGGCAACGCAAAGCCCGAUGGUUGUGCCCGGAACGGAGCGCGGGCGAAAGCCGUCCACACGGGGUGGGGGGCCGUCGGCACCCGGAUUUCUCAUGUCACAGGUCAGCUCCGCCAAGGCCGCCAACCCUAUUUUCACUCCCUGGGUGGGAAACACCGCACCAACUCUGAGCCUGACGCCCACGCUGGCUCGUAGCAGAGGUGUGAGGGUUUCCUGUCCCUGUCACAGAGGGGCCUGGCUUCUGUUCAUAAAGUCUGGUUUUGGGGGUCCCCAGGUCCUGAGUCCUCGGGUGUCAUGAGGUUGAGUCCCAUCCCUGUUUGUCGACGCGGUCAGGGGCCAUGAUGCCCGGCCCACGUCCUCCCAGCUGAGCUUCUGUGUCGUCCCCUGGGUUCGGGCGGCCUUCCAACCCCCCACCUGCAAUUGGGGCCCCUGCGGGCGGCC